GCCGGGGAAAUCAUAUCCAACCCCAGAGACAGCUCAAAUUAAUUUCCCCUCAAUGAAGCAAAUUGCGUUGAUGUCCGCCUGCUUUGUCAUGUAACGCUAACCUAACGCUGCUUUAUAUGUAAACGUGCAUAAAAGGCCCAAAGCGCUAAGACUGCUUUUUCCAACACUUGUUGGCUUUGCAAGCGAGUCAGGUCUGUAACACAGGACCCACAGCACUGCACGCCAGACUCCAUUUGGAUCGCUCACAAACUGACGCCGCUCCUCGGAUAACAAGCUAAAGUGAGCAGGGCGGGAGCGGCCGCUGCAAACCGGGCAUAAAGUCAUAGAAACGCAGUUUUCUUGUCGUCGGAAACGUGUUCAUCAGCGACCUCACGGGAGCCCAGUUCUUCAGCACAUGUCGAUUUGUUAGUAACGUAAGAUUUAUUUUAAUUUAUAGAUUAGAAACGGACCUUUCGGCAUAAAGAAGUCGGUUGCCAAGCAACACAUUUUUAAAGCAACAUGUCAGUGUGCUCAGUUUAAAAAACACAAAGGCCGGUUUUGAUCUGUCCAUGGAGGUGACGGAUGGAUUUGGGGGGAAUUUAAAAGAUCUCCUUCCCCGUUGUUUACGAGUCACACGUUGAAGUGCGCCCUGCUGUUUUAUUCCGAGCUCAGUCCUCAGUGUCAGGAUAAUGUAAGGCUUUUGCUGCAGUUCUUUCACAACAAGAUCAACCUCGGGAAUAUUUAGUGGCAACUUCUUUCGGUCUGUGUGCCAAGAUGGGAAACGGACUGUCGGAUCAUCGCUCGCUGCUCCCCUGCCUCCCCUGCUUUCAGGCUCUUCACAUUGUCAUUCUAGGACUGGACUGUGCAGGCAAGACCACUGUGCUGUAUCGCCUGCGUUUCAAUGAGUUUGUGAACACUGUCCCGACCAAGGGAUUCAACACAGAGAAGAUCAAAGUGUCUCUUGGAGGCAGCCGUCGGACUGCGUCUUUCCACUUCUGGGACGUAGGCGGCCAGGAGAAGCUGCGGCCUCUGUGGCGCUCGUACACGCGCUGUGCUGAUGGCAUUGUGUUUGUGGUGGACUCGGUGGAUGCCGAGCGCAUCGAGGAAGCCAAGGCAGAGUUGCACAAAAUCACACGGCUGGCAGAGAACCAGGGUGUGCCGGUCCUUGUGGUGGCUAACAAACAGGACCUGCGCAAUUCUCUUAGUUUGCCUGAGAUGGAGAGCAUGUUGUCUCUAGGUGAGCUCAACACUGCCACACCCUGGCACCUUCAGCCUGCUUGUGCCAUUAUCGGCGAGGGACUGCAGGAGGGACUGGAGAAGCUCCAUGCCAUGAUCAUGAAGAGGAGAAAGGUGCUGCGGCAGCAAAAGAGGAAGAGAUGAUGUGCUAGUAGAGGAACUACAAACUAUGAGCAGAAUCUAAAGCUGCACAAGUACGGCUGAAUACAACACUGGGUUUAGCUGGAACAGUGAUACCCAUUCUGUCAGUUGCCCCUUUUUGUUUGGGUCUGUUCCUUCAACUGAAAUGGCUUAAAGUCAGCCGGUGCUCCCACUGAGGACAGUGCAAUGGAUUCUGAAUGCAAACAGUCAUUCUAAAGUUAGUGCAGCAAUACGCCGAACUCUCAAAGAAGGACAAAAAGCUUUUGUGUUUAUUUGUUGAAACAUGCGCUGUACCAACUUAAAAACAAUCAAAUAAGUCUCGAUCGUGUAUAUUCCACCAAAGCUCUGAAAGUUGACAACGACUCACUAAGUACAGAAUCACUACUGACUCCUAGAAACAGCGUCACGUGUCACAAUCGCUACAGUUGAAUAGAAGCUAUUUUUCAGAGGUGCGCCUGUGUUCCUGCUGACACGUCUCGAUGACAUGACAAGAGUACACUUACACUAAUUGAUUUUCAUC
This is a messenger RNA of Maylandia zebra (zebra mbuna), 1876 nucleotides long. The record is from RefSeq and is a predicted model, not a curated record. NCBI's taxonomy places the organism in Eukaryota, Metazoa, Chordata, Actinopteri, Cichliformes, Cichlidae.